UAAAAUUGGGCCAAAAGAAACCUCACUUCGGAGGUCAAAAACUGGAAGCUGGCCAUGGACGAGACGACGGACAAAUCGAACGCAUUGACCGAAGAAAGAACCUACCUGGAAGCAGUUUUCCUAGAUGGCGAAGUACAUGUCAGCAAGGGAGAUGAAAGUCUCAUUGGGGGCGCAUCGAGAGUGUUGAUCCAUUUGGAAAGCAACGCUAUUGACUUGUCAUUGGAGCAAGAAGGUGGAGCUCUUGUGUCGUUUCUCGCAGAUUGGAAGCUAUUGAAAGAUCUGCACUUUCUCCGCGACUGGGAUGAUGAUGCUUGUGAUCUCCCCGUGGCAACCCUUGCAGAACUGUUUCGGCGUGGUUCAGCUGCAAACCUCUCCAUUCUCUCUUGUGGCCAAAAUGUGCUGACAGCAGGGACCGCGGAAGAAUUCAUAUCUCUUGUCAAGACCAUACAACAGUGCACGCCCUGCCUAAAGGUUCUAGAAUUGCCAACGAUUCGAAUACGUGAUUCAACCCAGCUGACUGCGGAUACUCGAGGGUUCCUUGACCCUUUGCUGCCACUGCUUGUCGAAGGGUCGGAGCUCUGCAGGCUGGGCUAUCGGCCUCAUUUUGUGACGGAACGAGGCAUUGAAGCAGUUUUCGCGUCCUCCCGAUUGAAGGAGCUACAUCUGUGUGCCCAUGCAUGGCCGAAGGAAAUUGCAGCGGCGGCUAUGCGUUGCCUCGCAGAAAACAGAACUGUGACGACCUUUGAUAUAGUUUGCUCAGAGAUCAGCGCAGAAACAAGUGCCGCCAUUUGCCAAGCCCUUGAACGCAAUGAAACGCUACAAACAUUUGAACUUUGGAGCUGGGAAAGCGUUGAACGGGACAAGACUAUUCAAAUCCUCAAGUCACUGACCGUCUCGAGAUUGAAGAGUUUUACAUUCAAAUGUCACGGAUGUUUGCCUCUUUGCUCUGGUCUCCUUUCAAUAGUUGAGCAAGUACUUGAGAAGAACGUGCAUCUUGAGAAAUUUGAUGUUUGGUGCUCUGAUUGUCUACCAAGAGAAGCGGAAGAGGUUUUUGACUUUUGGCUGGCUUUGAACGCGAGAACACAACGGGCUUCGCUGUUGGAGAAUCCUCUCAAUCACGAAAAGUGGGUGAAAGCACUCAUCCAAUCCAAGUGCGACGUAGCUUCAUCGUUCUACUUGCUCUCUGAGAACCCUGUACUGAUUGCUCAACUCAUGCAUCGCCCAUGCAAGACUGUCCAACCUGUCAUUGCCAAGCGAAAGCGUCUCUAUCGCCGAGCCCAGCACUGUGAAAUGAAGCGAUUCAAGUGCAGUGCGGCUGGGUGAAAGACUUGCUUCAUGGGAGGUGAAUCAACACUACGAAGUCUUCUGUUUGAUUCGAUAUGUGAAAGCUGGUAUGCAGCACAUUCGGGGUUGCCUAUAACGAAAGGAGGCAGAAUGAUACCUUUGGAUCUAAUGUUGCUGGAAAGGAGCUGCAUGUCUGCUCUCGUCCAACCCUACCGGUACUAGUAGGUGGUCUAUGUUGCAGCUACGAAGUAAAGGGCUUUUUUUUAAACUCGAAAAGCAGUGACA
This is a messenger RNA of Seminavis robusta, 1569 nucleotides long. Lineage: Eukaryota; Bacillariophyta; Bacillariophyceae; Naviculales; Naviculaceae. The record is from the annotation of a GenBank genome assembly.